UAAUGUCCCUGUACAAGAAGGGGAACCCAGAGAGUGGGACUUCUCUCAAGAGGGAACAGUCUGCAUCAGACAGCCCUGCCCAGGCUCAGUCCACCCCCCAUAGUUAUGGCACCAAGGUGUCUGCAGGGGGCUGGUUCAAAAAGAAGGGCAGAGGCCCGGAGCAGGACAGCAUCCUCAUUGACCUGUGCGAAGAGGAGGCAGCCAGUCCUGCAGGAAAUGUAUGUCUUACAGCUUCCUAUGCUGUCUUUCAUAAGUUGUGGAUUACUACAUGUCUCUUUGUCUCACAAUUUGCUAUAACAAUUUGAAUGCUUCUAUUGACUUCACCAGAAGCAGACAAAUGUCUCAAUGCUCGAGCCUGAGAAGAAAUUGAAAAAAGGCAAAUUGAAAAAAUCGAAACAUCAGAAAGAGGGAGUUUCAAAGCGAAAUGAUGGCGACAUCGAGGCCAGUAUCAUUAACAAGAAAGCGAGGACAAAAUCCAUUGAGCUACAGUAUUCUACAUUAAAGUUUGAAGAUGUUGGCGCUGUGGAAGCUCAUUUAGAUGAGGUGUGCAAGCUGCUGAUCCAUAUGCGUCACCCUGAGGUGUACCCGCAGCUGGGGGUUGUCCCUCCACGGGGGAUUCUGCUCCAUGGCCCCCCUGGCUGUGGAAAGACCCUCCUGGCCCAGGCUGUGGCUGGGGAAAUGGACUUGCCCUUGCUGAAGGUGUCUGCGCCAGAGCUGGUAUCUGGGGUGUCAGGGGAGUCUGAGCUGAAGCUGAGAGAGCUGUUUGAGCAGGCUGUGGUAACUUGCUCACCCUGCAUCCUGUUCAUUAAUGAGAUUGAUGCCAUCAAUCCUAAGAGAGAGGUGGCAUCCAAGGACAUGGAGAGACGGAUUGUUGCUCAGCUUCUCACUUGCAUGGAUGACCUGAACUCUUUAGCUGUCACAGCCCAGGUGAUGGUUAUUGGUGCCACCAAUCGGCCAGACUCUCUGGACCCAGCGCUGCGCCGGGCUGGACGCUUUGACAAAGAAAUCUGUCUGGGGAUACCUGUCGAAGCAGCUCGUCUCAGAAUUCUGAAGACCCUUUGUCGGAAGCUGAAGCACCCUGAGGACUUUGACUACCGGCAGCUGGCCCGUCUGACCCCUGGGUACGUGGGAGCUGACCUCAUGGCGCUAUGCCGCGAGGCCGCCAUGAGCGCCGUCAACAGGAUCCUGCUGGAGAUGCAGGACAAGAACCAGGGGCUGGUCCCCAAGGCGGAGGGGAGAGGAGAGUCAGAACGGCCUCAGGGCGCAUGUCCUCUCCCACAGGGCCCAGAGGCCCAGGGGGGACUGUGUCACCUGCUGUCUUUGCUGAAGAGCAGUGAGUCUCUGUCUGAGGAACAGAUGGCUGGUCUGUGCAUCCUCAUGUCAGACUUCCAGGGCUCACUGGCCAGCGUGCAGCCCUCUGCCAAGUGCGAAGGCUUCGCCACGGUGCCAGACGUCACCUGGGAGGACGUGGGGGCCCUGCAUGACAUCCGCGAAGAGCUCACCAUGGCCAUCCUGGCCCCUGUGCGUUCCCCUGAGCAGUUCAAAGCCCUGGGUCUCAGUGCUCCUGCAGGGGUGUUGCUAGCUGGGCCUCCAGGCUGUGGAAAGACCCUGCUGGCCAAGGCUGUUGCCAAUGAGUCUGGACUUAACUUCAUCUCUGUCAAGGGGCCAGAGUUGCUGAACAUGUAUGUGGGAGAGAGUGAGCAGGCUGUGCGACAGGUGUUCCAGAGAGGACGGAACUCUGCCCCUUGUGUCAUCUUUUUCGAUGAGAUUGACUCACUGGGCCCCCGCCGCUCCGGGCAUGAGUCUGGAGCCAGUGUCCGUGUGGUCAACCAGCUGCUUACUGAGAUGGACGGACUGGAGGUCAGGCGGCAGGUCUUCAUUAUGGCGGCUACCAACAGACCAGAUUUUAUUGACCCUGCUGUGCUGAGACCAGGCCGUCUGGACAAGAUCCUGUAUGUGGGCCUCCCACCUCCGUCAGACCGGCACGCCAUCUUACUCACCAUCACCAGGGGGGGAAGGAAACCUCAUCUGGAGCAGGACGUGAGUCUGGAAGAGAUGGCCCAUGACGUGCGCAGUGACUGCUUCACUGGGGCAGACCUGUCUGCGUUGGUGAGGGAAGCCUCUGUCAAUGCUCUGAGAGCCUACCUCCUGACCCAACCCAACCCAUCUUACACAGGUCAUAGCUACUCCAACGGCCCUGUGGCCGACAUCAGGGUCAGCAAGCAGAACUUUGAGGACGCCUUCAAGAAAGUACGGCCGUCUGUGUCUAAAAAGGACCAGCAUAUGUAUGAGCAGCUAAAGGAAUCUCUCAUGAGGAUUUGACCAGAGUCCUUCAGAAUGGAGGAUAUCAGUGCCGAGGACCAACUGUUUGGACACCUCGACAUUUUGACUAUAUUCACUUUUUGGAGGAAUUGCUGUUUUCUAAUCCAAACCAUGUUUUAUAACACAUUUUAUGAAAGAAAAUGUAAGUCUUAUGAAUUAUGUAAAAAAAAAAGAAAAAAGAUAUAUAUA
Salmo salar (Atlantic salmon) is the source of this 2511-nucleotide messenger RNA. The record is from RefSeq and is a predicted model, not a curated record. NCBI's taxonomy places the organism in Eukaryota, Metazoa, Chordata, Actinopteri, Salmoniformes, Salmonidae.